AUGGCUUUUACGCUUGAAGAGCGGCUACAGCUGGGAAUUCAUGGCUUACUUCCUCCUUGCUUCUUGAGUCAAGAUGUCCAAGUCCUCCGUGUCAUGAAAAACUACGAGAACAAAUCUAAUGAUCUAGACAAGUACAUUGUCCUUAUGACAUUACAAGACAGGAAUGAGAAGCUUUUCUACCGAGUGCUGACCUCUGACAUUGAGAGAUUCAUGCCCAUUGUUUACACCCCAACAGUCGGCCUGGCUUGUCAGCAGUACGGUUUGGCUUUCAGGAGGCCACGGGGGUUGUUUAUCACCAUUCAUGACAAAGGGCAUAUUGCAACAAUGCUAAACUCUUGGCCUGAGGAAAAUAUUAAGGCUAUUGUGGUGACAGAUGGAGAGAGGAUUCUCGGAUUAGGAGAUCUAGGAAGUUAUGGCAUGGGUAUCCCGGUGGGGAAGCUUGCUUUGUAUACAGCUUGUGGUGGAGUUCACCCACAACAGUGUCUCCCUGUCCUGCUGGAUGUUGGCACAGACAAUGAGGCUCUUCUGAACGAUCCACUCUAUAUUGGACUGAAACACAAGAGGGUUCGUGGGAAACAAUACGACGAACUGAUUGAUGAGUUUAUGCAGGCAGUUACCAACAAGUACGGCAUGAAUUGUCUAAUCCAGUUCGAAGAUUUUGCCAAUGUUAAUGCUUUUCGUCUCCUCAAUAAAUACCGCAACAAGUACUGUACAUUUAAUGAUGAUAUCCAGGGCACUGCAUCAGUAGCAGUAGCUGGCAUCUUUGCAGCCUUAAGAAUCACAAAGAACAAGCUCUCUGACCAUAAGUUUGUUUUCCAGGGAGCUGGAGAGGCUGCAAUGGGCAUAGCUCAUCUGAUUGUCAUGGCCAUGGAAAAGGAAGGAAUUUCACGAGAAGAUGCCAUCAGAAAAAUUUGGAUGGUGGACUCAAAGGGUCUGAUUGUCAAGGGGAGGAGCCACCUGAACCAUGAGAAAGAGCUGUUUGCUCAGGACCACCCCAGUAUGAACACACUGGAGGAAGUUGUGCAGAAAGUGAAGCCUACGGCAAUUAUAGGUGUUGCAGCCAUUGCAGGUGCUUUCACUGAGAAGAUUUUAAAGGAUAUGGCAGCAUUCAAUGAGCGGCCCAUCAUUUUUGCCCUGAGCAACCCCACGAGUAAAGCAGAGUGCACAGCGGAGCAGUGCUAUCACCUCACCGAGGGUCGGGGAAUAUUUGCAAGCGGGAGUCCAUUCUCGAAGGUAACCCUGCCCAGCGGACAGACCUUCUUCCCUGGCCAGGGAAACAACGCCUACGUCUUCCCGGGAGUGGCACUGGGAGUCAUUGCUUGCGGGGUCCGGCACAUCUCUGAUGACAUCUUCCUCAUCACAGCAGAGUCUAUUGCAGCUGAGGUCACAGAGCAGAACCUUGCAGAAGGAAGACUGUAUCCACCCUUGGAUAGUAUCAGAGAGGUGUCUUUCAAAAUCGCUGUGAAAAUUGUUGACUGGGCCUACAAGCAUGACCUUGCUUCUUGGUAUCCUGAGCCAGCAGACAAGGAAGCCUUUGUGAGACAACUCACUUACAGUCCUGAUUAUGAUUCAUUUGUUAUUGAUGAUUACAGAUGGCCUGCCGCAGCCAUGCAAACACAAAAUGUAUAAGUUUUUGUUAGAACUGUCUUCUUUUUUCCAUCAGUUCCCAUGGUUCAUAUCAUUGCUGACAUAAGUGCACCUCCAGGGUUGCAGAAGGAUAAAUGUAACUGAAUCCAA
Molecule: messenger RNA, 1737 nt
Organism: Struthio camelus australis
Lineage: Eukaryota; Metazoa; Chordata; Aves; Struthioniformes; Struthionidae
Source: RefSeq, a predicted model, not a curated record